Messenger RNA from Cyclopterus lumpus (lumpfish), 1503 nucleotides. RefSeq names its product chemokine-like protein TAFA-2. The record is from RefSeq and is a predicted model, not a curated record. Gene Ontology annotation, molecular function: receptor ligand activity. The coding region runs from base 246 to 659 and encodes 137 amino acids. Lineage: Eukaryota; Metazoa; Chordata; Actinopteri; Perciformes; Cyclopteridae. The transcript is spliced from 6 exons.
UGUGCGGCGGAUGAGAUGCCAACGCUGCCGAAGAAGGAGACUCGUGUCUGAUUCUGACAAGGCGGUUUGAAUUCAUCCGGGAAGAAGAAAGAAGAAGAAAUAAAUAAAAAAAAGGCACCACUCCCGGUUUUUAUUCAGGACGCAAAUGUCUCCACAUCACAGACUCGGCACUGGAUUGUAGCAGCAGCCCCACGGAUGGUUUGAGAGGGCGUAAAGGUGCGGGAAGGGAGUGGGACUAUUACAGGAUGAGUGAGCGGUACACGCAGAUCGGAAGUAAAGGGGCUCUACUUGUCAUGGUGCUCGUGCUCAGUGUCUGGGAGAUGACCGUACCAACAGAAGGAGCUAAAGCGGCGCACCAUGUCCCAACGGGCACCUGCGAGGUGGUGGCGCUGCACCGCUGCUGCAACAAGAACAAAAUCGAGGAGCGGUCACAAACUGUGAAGUGCUCCUGCUUCCCCGGGCAAGUGGCCGGCACCACCAGAGCCGCCCCGUCGUGUGUGGAUGCCUCCAUCGUGGAGCAGAAGUGGUGGUGUCAGAUGCAUCCGUGCCUCGACGGAGAGGAAUGCAAAGUUCUCCCUGAUCUGAAGGGCUGGAGCUGUGCUACGGGGAACAAGAUCAAAACCACUAAGAUUUCGGCCGACAAAGAGCAGCUUUGGUAACGUCAGGCGCUUUACAGCGGAGUCCAGGCGAACUAACAUUUCCGGCCUUUGUCAGAUCAUCAUAAGAGAAGUAAUUCAAAGGACCUUUCUGUAAAUAGAGACUUCCUUUUAUCUGGACUGCAAUUAAUCUUUGGGAAACUCUGAAUGUGUCUUCUUGAACUCUAUGGACAUCAAGCACUGAUCACUCAGCACUUCUUUUGGAAGGACUCCAUAUGAUCAGCCUUACCGGACGGCAGGAUUUAUCCUCUGACAUCGUACGGCUUGUAGUGCAACACAACGGUGAACUUUGCCUGUUUGUUCAUAUCUAGAGUAAUAUGUCCAUUACAGGGGACUUGCAUCAAGUGGACCAGGGUAAGCAGCAGGUCAGUUUGUUGUAAGCAUCGCAAAUACUCAAUACAAAAUGUGAUUUUUGUUUUAUCAGUCAAUUGUGGCUUUCUUCUAUAACAACGUGUAGUUUUGAGGGUUCAGACUUAGAUGAAAAUAAGUGUCUGAGCUGCGGAUAUUCAGGGUGAAUUUCAAAGAAAUACACAACCACAUUCAUCAUUGUAUCAUUCAUGCCGUGUGCAUAAAAAAUAAACCCAAUUCAAUUUGAAACCGGCAACCCAUUAUGAGGCCCGCUGAACUAAACUGGCGCUUUAAAAUGGUAAACGCUGAUCCAAAGCCAGCAGUUGUUAACACACAGAGAGUUGGAACCAGUCGUGGUUUAUUUUUCCUUUGAAAAUCACUCUGCCAUUUCUUGCCGCAUCACAGAUUCUAGACAACAGCAGUAUAAAUUGAACACACAGCAUCUGGUCACUGGCUGAUUGACGACAACAACGCCCCCGAAGCGGUUUUCGACAGUCAC